GCUUAAUCCUUGAGUCGCCUGAAGAAACAGAGUUGAUAGGAAAAGAUGCUUCAGAUCCGUCUUAGCAAGCCAGCAAAUGAGAGUGGUGGAGUUGCUAAGUGGUUGCCUCCUGAAACUGUUACAGUUGCUUGCCCUGAUCAUCUUGUUUUAUCUGAUCUUCCUGUAGCCAAGAGCGUUGGUACAGUAAAUCCUGCAUCUAUGCUCAAAACUCUUGGCCGGAGGUCCCGUCGACAGCUUGCUGAACGAGUACAUUUUUGUGUCUGCUGUGACUUUCCAAUUGCUGUUUAUGGACGUCUGAGUCCAUGUGAACAUAUCUUCUGUUUAGAUUGUGCCAGGAGCGACUCUCUCUGCUACCUCUGUGAUGAACGCAUUCAGAAGAUUCAAACGAUUAAAAUGCUGGAAGGGGUCUAUGUCUGCGCAGCUCCGCAUUGUCUCAAGUCCUUUCUGAAGAAGACUGAAUUUGAAUCUCAUAUUCAUGAGAAUCACAGUGAUCUCCUUAGUGCAGAGAAAGAUGAAAACAUUUCAGAAUCUGCUAGUGCUAGGAAAUCUGCAGCAUCUGAAUCUACAGUGCAAGCACCAUCUAGGCCCAUGUUUUCUCCUGGUUCAGGUUCCCAGGCACAUGAUCGUGAAGACAAAGCUCAUCAUUCUCAAUCUAGAGACCAACAUCCUCCUAGGCCUUUUAUGCAACAAAAGCCACCUUUCACUGGUUCAACCCAAAAUCAUCCACUAGAGCAACAGUCUGAUAGUAAUCCUCCUCCAGGCUUUGAAAGGCCUGGCAUGCAGAAUCGGCUAACUCAGCAAGGUUUUGAUGUACAGCAGGGUUCAUUCCGGCCAGACCCAAGUCACUUUCCAGACAAGCAGCAAGGGAUUAUGGGGAGUUCCCCUUUUUCUGAAUUUCCAAUGCAUAUGCAGCAACCUCAUGGCUUUGCGGUGCCUAUGAGUUCGAAUCCAGGUUUGGCUCCUCAAUCUGGUUAUCCUCAGUUCGCAACUGAUGGAGCUCAACCAUUUUAUGGUGCUGCUUCAUUUGAGAUGCCUAGGCCAGACUCAACUCCUGAAAGGGGAUCAGAACAAGGGUCUUUGCUAGGUUUUCCAACUGGUGCUGCAGGAAAUAUGAAUUUUCCAGAAAAUUACCCUCGGCCAUGGAAUAUGGGGCAGCCGGCUGGGUCGUUUGAGCCCACUGCAGUUCAACCUUCCCCAGAUGGUUAUGUUAAUGCUACUGAUCCUCAAGGAAGAGCAGUAUUUCUCCAAGGAGACUAUGGAAGGAAUGCCAGUGUAAUGCCCUCAAACCUGCGACCUCCGCCUUCGGCCAACAGAGGAUUGGAAGGUGGACAGAGUAGUAACUCCAUGGACACCAGAGAUAGCAAGGGUAUACUGAUGCCACAACCUAUGCCCUUCCCACCACCCCCACCUAUACCUCAUCACAUGUCGCAACUCCAGAUAGGAGGCAGACAGUAUUCUGGUGAUACAACCCACGAUGGACAGGGCUAUGGUUGGCAACAUGAAAAACGUGAUAAUUACGGAAGCAGCCAAGACUAGUUAUGUUCUUGUUAUUCCUCUAUCGUUUCUUUUGUAAGAACAGUGCCCGUUUUGUGUUGCCUCAGUGUAUUUUACUUUCUAAAUAUACCAACAUUGUUUUGUUAAAACUGAAACGUUGGGUUCCCCGACAUUUACCCAGCUUCUUGUUCAAACGCAAAAGUCUCAUUCUGCUUAUUCAGGAUUUGCUGCUUCUGAAUUGAGGCCAGAAUAUGCAAACAAGAAUUAACAA
Messenger RNA from Solanum verrucosum, 1765 nucleotides. RefSeq names its product E3 ubiquitin-protein ligase HAKAI homolog. Gene Ontology annotation, biological process: protein ubiquitination; regulation of cell adhesion. Gene Ontology annotation, molecular function: ubiquitin protein ligase activity. The transcript has 3 exons. The record is from RefSeq and is a predicted model, not a curated record. The coding region runs from base 46 to 1536 and encodes 496 amino acids. Lineage: Eukaryota; Viridiplantae; Streptophyta; Magnoliopsida; Solanales; Solanaceae.